Messenger RNA from Amyelois transitella, 2261 nucleotides. RefSeq lists its product as uncharacterized. Lineage: Eukaryota; Metazoa; Arthropoda; Insecta; Lepidoptera; Pyralidae. Bases 1587 to 2195 code for a protein of 202 amino acids. The transcript is spliced from 4 exons. The record is from RefSeq and is a predicted model, not a curated record.
UUUUUAUUCCUAAAGUGUCUUCUGUCUGUGAACCAAAUUUCAUCAAAAUCGGUUCAGUUGUUUUUGAGUUUCUUUUAUAUACAAUUUACCUCUCUUUUAUUUAUUGAUGUAUAAGUUUAUUUAAAUUUAUGCACGUGAUUUGAUCAUAUGAUUUUAUGCAUACAAAUAAUCCCUUACGGGGUAGACAGAGGCAACAGUAAGACUGAAAGCCCACGUUCAGCUGUACGGCUUAAUGAUUAUACUAUACAUAUGUGUUACCAAAUUUGAUGUCAAUAUAUUCCCAUUAUAAAAAAUAUUUGAUCUUGAAAAGGAAUAGGCGAAUGUGAUUGUUUUCAUAUUAUGUGAUAUUACCGAAUAGCUUUUUUGUGUUUAUGAGCACAAAGAAGUCAUGUAACACAUAGUAUUAUAACAAUAUCAAGGUCACAUGACAAGGGCAAACGGCAUUAUUUUCGCUGCAUUAAAAUUCAAAGAUAUACACAGGUACCUAUAUACAUAUAGUCUCGUCUAUAUCCCUUGCGGGGUAGACAGAGCCAACAGACUCGAAAAGACUGAAAGGCCACGUUCAAAUGUAUGGCUUUAUGAUAGACUUGAGACUUAAAUAGUUACAUAUAUAUAUCUCUUAGUCGCCUUUUACGAAAUCCAAGGGAAAGAUACGGUUCUAUUCUAAAAUGCCGGAAAUCACACGGCAACCACCCUUUUUAUGCGAAUCCGCUUCUAUUAUUAUGGCAUAAAUUUCUUUACAAGGUAAGUAACUUGAUAUGAAGUUGAUUGAAGGUACCUAAUAAGCUCACACCUCAUCACUAACACCAACUUUCGUGUCUUCAAAGUUCUAUCUACAAGUAAUCCUGAUUUCACGAUAUUUAAUUUAAAAAGAUUAACUUUUCCUCUGCGUGUUCCCGUUGCACCCUCCACAGUCAUAAAAGGUAACUUAAGUCUGUAUUCUUAAAAUUAUUUACCAAUCUAUUGAAUGUUAGUCGAAUAUAUUAAUCAAUGAAAUUUAAAUUUGUAAUAUGAACACGACUAUGUUUACUUUUUGUUAAUGUUUUAAAUUUUCAUGGACAUUCAUGAUUAUUAUGGACCUACAUUUAAUUUAAAACACGUUCAAAGACACAAUAUAAAUUAUCGAUUGAUAUACAUUAUCAAAUAGCAAAAACUGCAGACAUUUUUUAUUAGAUGUUUACAAAAACACGCCAGUACAAUUCUAUCAUUAAGCCAAACAGCAGAACGUGGCCUUUCAGUCUUUUCAAGACUGUUGACUCUGACUACCCCAUAAGGGAUAUAGACGUAAUUAUAUGUAUGUUCAAUUCUACUUAGUCAAUUCCCAAUUCAAUUGCGAACAAUAGCCUAAUCAGCAAUCACUCAUAAUUGCAAAGUUCCUAUAGGAAAAGCAGAAGUACUUUGACAGGAAAUGUAGCAUUUCUUUCGGCGUCUAUUAUUAUGUUAUACGUAUAACAACGCUAGAUAACUACAUACAAAAAACCCUGGAACUCAGUUCUGUCUGUUCGUAUAAAAGACGACAAUGCCGUGAGACAAAAUCAUUGAGCCUAUACGUAUACUCUUGAGCGGUUAUCGCGUUAAAUUUAAAUAUGAGUUUUAUGAAUACAAUAAUUUUACUAUGCACAAUAGCAACAGUGGCAAAGGCAUUAGGAGAAAACAGUAGCGAAUUGGACACGACGCGGCGGAGUGGGGGUUAUGGGCUACUGAGGCCCGGUUACCCAUCCGGUUAUCAGGGGGGUUAUAACCAGGGCGGCUAUGGCGGUUAUGGGGGAGGUUACGGAGGCGGACUCGGCGGUUACCCGGGUAGCAUAGGCUAUCCGGGCGGCGGCGGCUAUCAGGGUGGUGUGGGGGGAGGUUACCAAGGUGGAAACCCAGGCUUCGGGGGACCAGGUUAUCCUAACUACGGAGGUUACAGACCGAACUACUACAGGCCAGGCUUCGACGGCCGGCCCGGAUAUCCGGGAGGUUACCCGGGUGCCGCCGGUGGGUUCCCGGGGGCUGGAGGAUUCCCUGGCAACAAUUACCCGGGCGCAUACCCCGGUUACCGACCCGGGUAUAACCAGUUCCGACCCGGAUAUAACCAAUACCAGGGCGGUAACUAUUUCGGUGGUUAUAAUGACGGUUACAAUGACAAUUUUAGGCUUUUAGGAAGAAAAGUCGGUGACAAAAGCGCUUCCACUGAGAAGGACGUGCAAUAGUUAAAUUAAUAUACCAGAGAUAUGAUGUACCUGCACAGUUUUAUUACAUUUUAAUUUAAUAACUUA